CAGCAAUGUGUAAACUGUAUGCGACCGGAUAUGUAUACAAGACUCGCAUCCUAGCAAAAAAAAAAAAUCUGAUUUUCACUUGAUAUCAGCGGCAAUACUAUUUAUUUACUUCACGUUCAACUGCUUCGGUAUUGCGGAUUUCAUGUCAAAUAUGUACACGCUUCGAGAUAUACAAUUGUUCAUUUAGCACAUCUACGAAAUCCACGGGCCGGCUAAUGUUAACCAGCUAGCUAGCAAUCCCAAGAAGCAAAGGUUUCGAAUAGUGCAGCAAGUUUAGCUAGCUGGGUAGUCCCAAUUUGUAAGUCUGCAAACAGUGUCUUGCACCGCUAGCUUGCCAUAGCUGUGUUCCUGCUCUUUAGAAGGCAGUAUGAGUUAUGGAGGUUAUGGGGGCAGAGGAGGCCGAAGAGGUGGCGGAAGAGGAGGUCGAGGAUUCGGACGGGAUGGGAGCCGGGAGAGGUGGGACCGCUUAGCUGGGUCGAGUGGCGGUGGACACCCGCGGAACACCGAAUCAGAGUCGAGGGAGGACCGGGGAGAACGGGGAGGAAGAGGUGGGGGACCAAACCGUCCACCCCCACAUCUAAAGGGCCGCGAGAUCGGACUGUGGUACGCCAAAUGGGGAGGCUUGAAGAGGAAAGAAAAUGAGAGAAAAUCGGUUAGUAGUGUAACAUUAGUCACAGAGGCACCUGUGAUUCUGUUUGGUGUGUAGUGGCUUGCUUGUGUUGUUGUCGUUGGUAGUCAGCUGCUCUACUGCAACUAUCAUUACUUAGUCUCGUUAACUCUCAUGGCUGACAACUAGUUAUAUCUGGUUUUUGAUAAUGAAGUAGCAACCUAUCUCGAAUAAAUCUAUAGUAUCUAGCAUGUAUCAGGAUGAACACUGUACUAAUGCUGUUGGUUUCUCCCUUGGUGUAGCGGGCAGUGGUUCAGAUGGAUGAGUCCAGGGAACAGCAUAUCACUAAUCUGCUGAACACUGUCCAGAGAGGACCGACAUGCCCGGGCUCAGCCAGGGAGGCCCACCCCUCCACAUCUGACCACUGGCGUUCAGCCCCGUCAGCACCGGACAGAGGCGGCCACUGGUAAGGCACUGCCUUACUGGCUGUGUUCGUGAGCAUCAACACCAUGAUGUAUUAUGGGUAAAUUGUGACUGACUGACUGAUCUAUAAAUAAUAGUUAUUUAUGAUGCAAGGUGAUUUGUAGAUCAGUCAGUCUAGACUCGCCUUUAAAGUUGACUGCAAAGUCUCUCAGAAAAAUCCAGCUGCAGUAGGCAGUGUGACGCCCACAGACAGACACAGUGACGUCUGGAUGUCAUGUGUUCAGGUCCACAGGCCCCAGCCCUAACCCUAGUCCCCAGGACAUCGUUAGGCCCUAUGCAUGGGACCUCUGUGUGUUGUGGACAUGAGCCUGCUUGCUGCAGCUGCGUACUAUGAAACUCCUCCUUACAUCUCGUAAGUUUUAGGUUUAUUUAGGAGGGCUCAUACACCACUGUAUUGCAACAUCGUUGGCUACAUUCAAUGCUUUGGAACGUAAAGCAGUAAGCCUGUGAUUUACUACAAGACUGUAAUUCACCUGAUGUGUGUUUCAGUUACUUUGAUGGUGAUGAGCCCUCUCAGGAUGUCCUGAAGAUGGAAUUCAAACAAGAGAAGAAGAAGGAUGAGGAGAGGCCAGUACAGAACACUCCACUCACAUCACAACGGUAGGCUAACUUCUAGAUUUGAGGGUUGUUGUUGUUCCUGUUGCCAAGCUCACUCAUUAAAGCAAUUCUUGUCUCUUUCUCCUGCCUUUCAGUUACUUCCCACAGGAUGUCCUUAAAGCUGAACCGCAAGAAGAGAGGGAGGAGAAGAAGGAGAGGAGGGGGAAGGAUAAAGAUCUGGAGUACUUGUUUCAGGAGGUGGUCAGGGAGAAUGCCCUGGACCAGCAGUUAAAGAGAGACCUAGAGAGGAAGAGGGCAGACUCUAAAUACCUAGACAUGCUGGUGAAAAUUUACUUCAUAAAAAAUGAGCAGUAUUAUAAUUACUGUGUUUAUUAUUGAUUAACACAAGAAUAAAUACACGUUAUCAUAACACCAAUAAAACUGGUGGUGAGAUGUUCUUAGUUCACAACGUCUAUUGAUUGUAGUAUUGUAGUAAUUCAUGUUUCCUGUUUAUUUUUUUGCAGAAAUUCAGGGAAAAGCUUCCAUCAUUUGGAAAGAAAGAGGUAAGAUCUGAGACAUUGUUCCUCCUGAUGGAACAUGGAUGCUAGGCCUCUGCUUACCACGUGGGUGUGUCUUCACCCAAGACAGGAAUAGGAUCUCAUCUUGUAGGACGUUUCUGUAUGAUGAAAACCUUGCAACUACAUUUUUGCCAAUUUCCAUAUACACUGAACAAAAAAUAUAAACGCAACAUGUAAAGUGUUGGUCCCAUGGUUCAUGAGCUGAAAUAAAAGAUCCCAGACAUUUUCCAUAUGCACAAAAAACGUAUUUCUCUCAAAGUUUGUGCACAAAUUUGUUAACAUCCCUGUUCGUGAUCAUUUCUCCUUUGCCAAGAUAAUCCAUCCACCUGACAGGUGUGGCAUAUCAAGAAGCGAUUAAAUAGCAUGAUCAUUACAGAGGUGCACCUUGUGUUGGGGACAAUUAAAGGCCACUCUAAAAUGUGCAGUUUUGUCACACAACACAAUGCCACAGAUGUUUCAAGUUUAGAGGGAGCAUGCAAUUGGCAUGCUGACUGCAGGAAUGUCCACCAGAGCUGUUGCCAGAGAAUUGAAUGUUCAUUUCUCUACCAUAAGCCGCAUCCAAUGUUGUUUUGGAGAAUUUGACAGUACAUCCAACCAGCCUCACAACCGCAGACCACAUGUAACCACGCCAGCCCAGGACCUCCACAUCCGGCUUCUUCACCUUUAGGAUCGUCUUGAGACCAGCCACCCGGACAGCUGAUGAAACUGUGGGUUUGCACAACAGAAGAAGAAGAAGAACCGGAGAAUCUCUGCACAAACUGUCAGAACCGUCUCAGGGAAGCUCAUCUGCGUGCUCAUCGUCCUCACCAGGGGUCUUGACCUGACUGCAGUUUGGCGUCGUAAACAUCUUCAGUGGGCAAAUGCUCACCUUUGAUGGCCACUGGCAUGCUGGAGAAGUGUGCUUUUCAUGAGUGAAUCCCGGUUUCAACUGUACUGGGCAGAUGGUAGGCAGUGUGUAUGGCAUCGUGUGGGUGAGCGGUUUGCUGAUGUCAAUGUUAUGAACAGAGUGCCAAACGGUGGUGGUGGGGUUAUGGUAUGGGCAGGCAUAAGCUACUGACAACGAACACAAUUGUAUUUUAUCGAUGGCAGUUUGAAUGCACAGAGAUACCGUGAUGAGAUCCUGAGGCCAAUUGUCGUGCUAUUCGUCCGCUGCCAUCACCUCAUGUUUCAGCAUGAUAAUGCACGGGCCCAUGUCGCAAGGAUCUGUACACAAUUCCUGGAAGCUGAAAAUGUCCCAAUUCUUCCAUGGCCUGCAUACUCACCAGACAUGUCUCCCAUUGAGCAUGUUUGGGAUGCUCUGGAUCGAUGUGUACGACAGCUUGUUCCUGUUCCCGUCAAUAUCCAGCAACUUCAUAAAGCCAUUGAAGAGGAGUGGGACAACAUUCCACAGGCCACAAUCAACAGCCUGAUCAACUCUAUGCGAAGGAGAUGUGUCACGCUGCAUGAGGCAAAUGGUGGUCAUACCAGAUACUGACUGGUUUUCUGAUCCACGCCCCUACCUUUUUUUUAAAAGGUAUCUGUGACCAACAGAUGCAUAUCUGUAUUCACAGUCAUGUGAAAUCCAUAGAUUAGGGCCUAAUGAAUUUAUUUCAAUUGACAGAUUUCCUUAUAUGAGCUGUAACUCAGUAAAAUCUUUGAAAUUGUUGAAUGUUGCAUUUAUAUUUUUGUUCAAUGUGUACACACACACUCAGUCAGUGACUAGUUUAUUAGGUACACCCAUCUAGUACUAGGUCCGACCCCCCUUUGCCUCCAGAACAACCUAAAUUCUUUGGUGCGUGGAUUCUACAAGGUGUGGCAUUCAAAUGUUGCUAAUUUGGUAUCAAGGGACCUAACGUGCCAGGAAAACAUUCCCCACACCAUUACACCAAUGCCACCAGCCUGUACCGUUGACACCAGGCAGCAUGGGGCCAUGGACUCAUGCUGCUUACACCAAAUCCUGACUACCGUCAGCACGACCCAAUAGGUACCGUAAUUCUUUGGACCAGGCAGUGUUUUUCCACUCCUCAAUUGUCCAGUGUUGGUGAUUGCGUGCCCACUGGAGCUGCUUCUUCUUGUUUUUAGCUGAUAGGAGUUGAACCCGGUGUGGUCGUCUGCUGUAAUAGCCCAUCCGUGACAAGGACCGACGAGUUGUGCGUUCUGAGAUGCCGUUCUGCACACUCCUGUUGUACUGCGCCGUUAUUUGCCUGUUGGUGGCUCGCCUGUUUGCUUGCACGAUUCUUGCCAUUCUCCUUCGACCUCUCAUCAACGAGCUGUUUUCGCCCACAGGACCGCCGCUGGAUGUUUUUUGUUUGUCGCACCAUUCUCGGUAAACCCUAGACACUGUUGUGUGUGAAAAGCUCAGGAGGGCGGACAUUUCUGAGACACUGCUACCGAUGUGCCUUGCACUGAUGAUCAUACCACGCUCAAAGUCGCUUAGGUCACUAGUUUUGCCCAUUUUAACAUUCAAUCAAACAGCAACUGAAUGCCUCGAUGCCCGUCUGCCUGCUUUAUAUAGCAGAUUCACUGUCUGUAGGAGCGAGCCAUUUUCGUGAACGGUAUGGUGUACCUAAUAAAAGGACCUCUGAGUGUGUGUGUGGACACGCCUUCAAAUGAGUGGAUUCAGUUAUUUCAGCCACACCCGUUGCUGACACUCCACUGGCUUCCAGUUGAAGCUCGCAUCUGCUACAAGACCAUAAUGCUUGCCUACGGAGCUGUGAGGGGAACGGCACCUCCUUACCUUCAGGCUCUGAUCAGUCCCUACACCCAAACGAGGGCAUUGCGUUCUUCCACCUCUGGCCUGCUGGUCCCCCUACCUCUGCGGAAGAACAGUUCCCGCUCAGCCCAGUCAAAACUGUUCGCUGCUCUGGCACCCCAAUGGUGGAACAAGCUCCCUCACGACGCCAGGACAGCGGAGUCACUCACCACCUUCCGGAGACACUUGAAACCCUACCUCUUUAAGGAAUACCUGGGAUAGUAUAAAAGUAAUCCUUGUGGAAACAUCUAGGAGCAACAACGGCUCAGCCGCGAAGUGAAGUGGUAGGCCACACGAGCUCACAGAACGGGACUGCCAAGUGCUGAAGCGUAAAAAUCUUCUGUCCUCAGUUGCAACACUCACUACCGUCGGCUGGAGUGGUGUAAAGUUCGCUGCCAUUGGACUCUGGAGCAGUAGAAACUCAUUCUCUGGAGUGAUGAAUCACGCUUCGCCAUUUUUAAAAUUUAAUUUAACCUUUAUUUAACUAGGCAAGUCAGUUAAGAACUAAUUCUUAUUUGCAAUGACGGCCUACCCAGGCCAAACCCGGACAACGCUGGGCCAAUUGUGCGCCGCCCUAUGGGACUCACAAUCACGGCCGGAUUGUGAUACAGCCUGGAAUCUAACCAGGGUCUGUAGUGACGCCUCGAGCAAUGAGAUGCAGUGCCUUAGACCGCUGCGCCACUCGGGAGCCCAAACACAUGCGCUGCCCGGGAAUCAAACCCGGGUUGCAAGAAUGGGAAUCUUGCAUGAUACCACUACACCAGCGGCGCAUUUCAUAAGUCAAGGACGAUCUGACAGUCCGACGGACAAAUCUGGGUUUGGCGGAUGCCAGGAGAACGCUACCUGCCUCAUGGUUCUGGCUAGGCCCCUUAGUUCCAGUGAAGGGAAAUCUUAACGCUAGAGCAUACAAUGACAUUCUAGACUAUUCUGUGCUUCCAACUUUGUGGCAACAGUUUGGGGAAGGCCCUUUCCUGUUUCAGCAUGACAAUGCCCCCGUGCACAAAGCGAGGUCCAUACAGAAAUGGUUUGUCAACAAAAUGUUCGCUCUUGAUUUAUUUGAUGUAUUGAAAGCAACUCCCCUCAAUGUACUCUGAACAUUUCAUAACUCCAGGACCAAUAAAUGUAUUCUAAAUAGCAUCUUGUUAAUGUUUGUUAAUGGUAAAAUAUUGAAUUGUUUUCCAUUUCCUGAAAAGAUAAGAGGUUAAGGUAUUAAAGAUGAUGAGGGUUUCAUCCGACAGCUACAGAAAGUGUCUUGCCUCACCUCUGUUCUGUCCUAUCCUGUCCUCUCUCUGGUUCAUCAGGAGUUGGUGGAGUUGAUCAGAUCCAGCCAGGUGCUGGUGGUCAGUGGGGAGACGGGCUGUGGUAAGACCACCCAGGUGACUCAGUUUAUCCUGGAUGACUACAUAGAGAGGGGCAUGGGUUCAGUCUGCAGGGUGGUCUGCACCCAACCACGACGCAUCAGUGCCAUAUCCGUGAGUAACGAGUCUGUGUGUGUGUGUGUGUGUGUAUUGCUCCUGUUCCAGGUGUGUGUGUGUGUGUGUGUGUGUGUAUUGCUCCUGUUCCAGGUGUGUGUGUGUGUGUGUAUUGCUCCUGUUCCAGGUGUGUGUGUGUGUGUGUGUGUGUGUAUUGCUCCUGUUCCAGGUGUGUGUGUGUGUGUGUGUGUAUUGCUCCUGUUCCAGGUGUGUGUGUGUGUGUGCGUGCGUAUUGCUCCUGUUCCAGGUGUGUGUGUGUGUGUGUGCGUGUGUAUUGCUCCUGUUCCAGGUGUGUGUGUGUGUGUGUGUGUGUGUGCGUGCGUAUUGCUCCUGUUCCAGGUCUGUGUGCGUGUGUGCGUGUGUAUUGCUCCUGUUCCAGGUGUGUGUGUGUGUGUGUGUGUGUAUUGCUCCUGUUCCAGGUGUGUGUGUGUGUGUGUGUGUGCGUGUGUAUUGCUCCUGUUCCAGGUCUGUGUGUGUGUGUGUGUGUGUGCGUGCGUAUUGCUCCUGUUCCAGGUGUGUGUGUGUGUGUGUGUGUGUGCGUAUUGCUCCUGUUCCAGGUCUGUGUGUGUGUGUGUGUGUGUGCGUGCGUAUUGCUCCUGUUCCAGGUGUGUGUGUGUGUGUGUGCGUAUUGCUCCUGUUCCAGGUGUGUGUGUGUGUGUGUGUGUGUGUGUAUUGCUCCUGUUCCAGGUGUGUGUGUGUGUGUGCGUGCGUAUUGCUCCUGUUCCAGGUGUGUGUGUGUGUGUGUGUGUGUGUGUGUGUGUGCGUAUUGCUCCUGUUCCAGGUGUGUGUGUGCGUGCGUAUUGCUCCUGUUCCAGGUGUGUGUGUGAGUGUGUGUGUGCGUGCGUAUUGCUCCUGUUCCAGGUGUGUGUGUGUGUAUUGCUCCUGUUCCAGGUGUGUGUGUGUGUAUUGCUCCUGUUCCAGGUGUGUGUGUGUGUGUGUGCGUGCGUAUUGCUCCUGUUCCAGGUGUGUGUGUGUGUGUGUGUGUGUGCGUAUUGCUCCUGUUCCAGGUGUGUGUGUGUGUGUGCGUACGUAUUGCUCCUGUUCCAGGUGUGUGUGUGUGUGUGUGCGUAUUGCUCCUGUUCCAGGUGUGUGUGUGUGUGUGUGUGCGUGCGUAUUGCUCCUGUUCCAGGUGUGUGUGUGUUUAUUGCUCCUGUUCCAGGUGUGUGUGUGCGUGCGCAUUGCUCCUGUUCCAGGUGUGUGUGUGUGUGUGUGUGUGUGUGUGUGUGUUUUACCUUUUUCAGUAUGUGUGGUGUUCCUUCUGAUGUGUGCUUUUCCCAGGUGUGUACUCUCUUGUCAAUGUGUGUGUGUGUGUGUUUUAGGUAGCAGAGCGGGUGGCUGCGGAGAGGGCCGAGAGUGUGGGGGACGGGAACUCCUGUGGUUAUCAGAUCCGCCUGCAAAGGUGAGUUUUCUAUUUGGAGUGGAACCUCUCUUUAACUCUUUGGCCUAUAUGGAUAGGACUACAUUGAAAUGAUUCUUACAGAAGAAAAUAUGAAAAGCGUGGUAGUAAUUGAAACAGUUUGGAGAUUAUGAGAAAAUUGUAGGUCGAUGUUGAAGACACAACCUUCACCUGACACAAAACGGAAUCCAAAUAUUACACUGUUGAUUUUAUGUGCAUUUUACAUUUACUGUACUUUUGGCCGCAUUUGUUGAUAACGAAAUCUGAAAAUACUCUGCAUACAUUCAGUAACAUGAUAGUAAUAUUCCUGGAAAAUGUGAGGUAGGUGCAACAGAAUACAAGGGUUUGAGUGAGAGGUCUAACUGGUGUCUCCAAGUGGCCCCACACCUCUCCAAAGUGUGCACAGUUCCUAAGCACUUUUAUGACUCAAAGAAGUCUUCUACUAUAAGGUGCUGUUUUUAUCUCUCCUAGCUGUGUCGUUGAGGACCUAGAGAAAGGACACUUGUAGUUGUUUUGUUUGGAACACAGCCCUGCAUCCCCGCCAUCACACAGUUACUGUUGUUGUUUACGCAAUCCCAAAACGGCCCAUUUUAUAAAUCGCGAUCUGGGUCAGGUGGGAAUCAUUUGAAAGCUUUUGUUCUAUUGCCAACAUGACUAGCUAAGAUAUAAUAUAUGAUCUUACAGCGUUAGGCAUUCACAAGGCAAUUCAGAGAAACUGAUUUGUAAUUUUGGUGUCCAUAAAAAGGAGUCCUGAUUUCAUUCAGGACACAGCACAUUUUCUUCACCACAGACAAACACAGGCUCUGUUCAGACAAACACAGGCUCCCUCUGUUCAGACAAACACAGGCUCCCUCUGUUCAGACAAACACAGGCUCCCUCUGUUCAGACAAACACAGGCUCCCUCUGUUCAGACAAACACAGGCUCCCUCUGUUCAGACAAACACAGGCUCACUCUGUUCAGACAAACACAGGCUCUGUUCAGACAAACACAGGCUCUGUUCAGACAAACACAGGCUCUGUUUAGACAAACACAGGCUCUGUUUAGACAAACACAGACUCACUCUGUUCAGAACAACCCAGGGUAUGAGGCCAUGCCAUCUUGUAACUGUACAUCAAACAUAGAGAUCAUAUACGUUGACACUGCAUGACAACUCAUGACAUGAGUUUUAUGAUAUGGAAAUGUGAAGUGCACAUUUGGACUCACAGGUGUUUGGCUUGCUUGUAUGACAUCAACGCGAUAUUUAUUAUAAUCCUCAACGUCUCAUCUUUCAAAAUACAUGGUCGUCUUAAUUUACAGCAUUUCCCUCACUCAAACAAUUAUAUCUUUUUUGCCAAAGUUUCCCAAGCGAUGGGGCAACUUCUUGUCUUGUGCGGUGCUCAAGGUCAGAAUGUUGUCCGUCAGUCAAAACCCAUACAGUACUGUGAAGCACAGUUCUGACGUCAUGUAUAGCAUCUUACUGUACAGCCACUAACGUUCCAAUUCAUACACUUAUUAGGUCCCAAAUCUGCCAUUUUCAACCCGUAUACGGGUGUGAGUGUAAAGGGUUAAGGGUAUAGAGAAAGCACAGCUGCUCAUAUAAUACAGGGGUUUAAACGCCCCAAUGCUUUGUGACUAACUAGAAAGUGUGUGGAGGCCGUACACGCUGGGUGACCGAGGGAUCACCUGAGGCUGCAGACAGCUGUGGAGGCCGUACAAGCUGGGUGACCGAGGGAUCACUGAGGCUGCAGACAGCAUCUUGUCUGGAUGUUUAGACGCUCUCAGUGAGUCUCAGUUGGAGAUGUGUUCUGCACCACACAGACACACUGAGCUCCGGCUCACAUAGCAGCGUCUGUUCUGUGUUUCUGUACAACUCUGAUGUUAGGGGCGGGCGGAGAAAAUGCAACUAAUCCCAUCAAGGGUGUGUGUGUGUGUGUUGGAGGCGGUAAUGUGUUUGGGCUGAAGGACUAGAAGCAUUGGUAGUGUGUGUGGGGGAGUACAGACAGACAGACAGGGGUAUGGACAGACACAGACAUGGGUAUGGGGUACACUGUGUUGGUUCGUGGGCUCUGCUUAGCCUCCAAGCAGACUUAUCCAAAGAAACAGUUUGUUACAUUUUAACAUUUACAUUCUAGUCAUUUAGCAGAAGCUCUUAUCCAGAGCGACUUACAGGAGCAAUUAGGGUUAAGUGCCUUGCUCAAGGGCACAUCGACAGAUUAUAGUAGGCUUCGGGGAUUCGAACCAGUGGCCUUUCAGUUACUGGCCCAACGCUCUUAACCGCUAGGCUACCUGACACUUGUCUGUUCCUGUGUGUGUGUGUGUGUGUGUGUGUGUGUGUGUGUGCGUGUGUGUGUGUGUGUGUGUGUGUGUGUGUGUGUGUGUGUGUGUGUGUGUGUGUGUGUGUGUGUGUGUGUGUGUGUGUGUGUGUGUGUGUGUGUGUGUGUGUGUGUGUGUGUGUGUGUGUGUGUGUGUGUGUGUGUGUGUGUGAGAGAGAGAGAAGGAACAAGAGUGAGAUUGUGGGGUUUGCCAAAAUUGAAUUUGUAUGUCUUGUUUGUGAGGAAGCGAGCAAGUGUGUGUGUUUCACUCCUGGGCUAGGUUACUGGACCAUAGAGUCACUCAGAUAAUGGUCUCCUUUUGGUGAGGGGGUUCAGAGGAGACGGAAUAGACACGUUUCUCUCAUCCUCAUAUUCUUCUCCUUACUAAAGGAAUUAAAGGUGUAUGCUGUUUUGCAUAGGAAGUGUGUUGUGAUGACCUCUCCUGUUAGGUUAGAUUUCUGAGUGGUUGAGCUGCUGUCCGGAUGUUUCCACAGAUGGUGGGCUUUGAAAGGACAUCUAUAAACCCCCUAUAGUCCUCCUAAGCCACGGUCCUAUCAGUGAUCAUCUGGGUUAUUGAUUUCUCAAGCUCUGGGAUCACCAGUCAGGAUGAGUUGAGGGUAUGGCUAUUGGAAAUAAAGAAGAAGAAUGUACAAGCAGCCAGGUGUGAGUGUGUUUGCUCGUGCGUUGUGUGUGUGCGCACGCUGUGUGUGUGCUCACACAUUGUGUGUGUGUGUGUGGACACAUGACUCGACCUUCGCCUUUCCCGAGCCCGUUGGGGAGUUUCAGCGAUGAGACAAGAUCGUAAUUGGAUCGCAACUGGAUAACACAGAACUGGGGAGAAAAGGGGCUAAAAUAGACAUUAGACAAAAUGUGUAGAAUUGCAAGAAAAUACGUUUUAAACCUGCUAAAUUCUAUCCACCAACAAGAGGGGUGUGAACAGUUUGUGUCAUGAACAGUGCUUGUGGCCAUAGACGUGGCUUGUGCAGAAUAGAUGGACAGAAUAUAUGGACAGAGGAAAUAGGACAGAAUAGAAGGACAGAAUAGAUGGACAGAGGAAAUAGGACAGAAUAGAUGGACAGAGGAAAUAGGACAGAAUAGAUGGACAGAGGAAAUAGGACAGAAUAGAAGGACAGAAUAGAUGGAUAGAGGAAAUAGGACAGAAUAGAUGGACAGAGGAAAUAGGACAGAAUAGAAGGACAGAAUAGAUGGACAGAGGAAAUAUGACAGAAUAGAUGGACAGAGGAAAUAGGACAGAAUAGAUGGACAGAGGAAAUAGGACAAUAUAUGGACAGAGGAAAUAGGACAGAGGAAAUAGGACAGAGGAAAUAGGACAGAAUAGACAGAAUAGAUGGACAGAGGAAAUAGGACCGAAUAGAUGGACAGAAUAGAUGGACAGAAGAAAUAGGACAGAAUAGAUGUACAGAGGAAAUAGGACAGAAUAGAUGGACAGAGGAAAUAGGACAGAAUAGAAGGACAGAAUAGAUGGACAGAGGAAAUAGGACAGAAUAGAUGGACAGAGAAAAUAGGACAGAAUAGAUAGACAGAGGAAAUAGGACAGAAUAGAAGGACCGAAUAGAUGGACAGAGGAAAUAGGACAGAAUAGAAGGACAGAAUAGAUGGACAGAGGAAAUAGGACAGAAUAGAUGGACAGAGGAAAUAGGACAAUAUAUGGACAGAGGAAAUACGACAGAAUAGAUAGACAGAGGAAAUAGGACAGAAUAGAAGGACAGAAUAGAUGGAUAGAGGAAAUAGGACAGAAUAGAUGGACAGAGGAAAUAGGACAGAAUAGAUGGACAGAGGAAAUAGGACAGAAUAGAAAGACAGAGGAAAUAGGACAGAAUAGAAGGACAGAAUAGAUGGACAGAGGAAAUAGGACAGAAUAGAUGGACAGAGGAAAUAGGACAGAAUAGAAGGACAGAAUAGAUGGACAGAGGAAAUAGGACAGAAUAGAUGGACAGAGGAAAUAGGAAAAAAUAGAAGGACAGAAUAGAUGGACAGAGGAAAUAGGACAGAAUAGAAGGACAGAAUAGAUGGACAGAGGAAAUAGGACAGAAUAGAUGGACAGAGGAAAUAGGACAGAAUAGAAGGACAGAAUAGAUGGACAGAGGAAAUAGGACAGAAUAGAUGGACAGAGGAAAUAGGACAGAAUAGAUGGACAGAGGAAAUAGGACAGAAUAGAUGGACAGAGGAAAUAGGACAGAAUAGAUGGACAGAAUAGAUGGACAGAGGAAAUAGGACAGAAUAGAUGGACAGAAUAGAUGGACAGAGGAAAUAGGACAGAAUAGAUGGACAGAAUAGAUGGACAGAGGAAAUAGGACAGAAUAGAUGGACAGAAUAGAUGGACAGGGAGAGAGGAGGAAAAACAAAAGGAGGUUGCAAUGGAGGAGAGAUGACAGACUGGGGUAAUCGUGUGUCCAUGGGGCUCAGAGAGAGGUUAAUGUGAUCAACGUCAUACUGGGACUACAAAUCAGCCUUAGAAGAAGAUAGUAUUCCUGUCACACACUGUGUGUGUGUGUGUGUGUGUGUGUGCAUGUGCGUGUGUAUAGCAGCCACAAGCUUACUCCACUCUCUGAAAUGUGUUAGUGUAGGAAGAUAUCUAAUAAAUAUAUUUCUAAAAAGUGUAUAAUUCUCCCACUCAACUAUGUAAUCACUUAAUUUGUAUGUAAACAAGAGCAUGGGGACAUAUUUGACUGAAUACACCUGCUAAUGUAGCCUAGGCCCAGGGUCCAAAGUUUACAGUCGGGCCAGUUGGCCAAAAAUCUACUGUCCCGAACAGAAUUUCUACCGGACUUGGUGUAGUUUUUAAAUGCUUUGGGGGUCAUGCAGGGCCUAUAUUUUGGCAUGCUUCUAUAUUCAGCUAUUAAUAGGCUACAAUUAGGAUAUUAUGAUAUGAAUUAAAGUGAUUUUCUUGUGUUUUAUAUAUGUUUCCACACUGAGGUUUGAAUGAUACUGUGAAAUGUAGAAAAUUAUGAUAAUGCAAUUUUAGUGUAAGAGCUGAAAUUACAGCUUGUUUGGCUGGGUGGGGUUUUUGGUUAGUAGACCAAUAACAAAGAGAGUUUUCCCUCCUCUCAGCUAAUUACAGCUAGUUUUUAGGUUACACAUCCCUCCUAUUAGGAUCCUCCAUUAGGCCCCUCUCAGACCACUCCUAGACAGAAAGUCCAUUUAGCUUAGAUAUUUUGGUUUCUUUUUGACUAUUUUAAUUGAAAACAGUUACAGUAAAGUACUUACUUCAUUGUUACCCAGAAAUCAUUUGAUAUUGGGAUAAAAAAAACCCAGCUACAUUGGACCUUUUUUUAAAAAGCUGUGUAAUGUAAUUUAGCAAUGCAAGUCAUUACUGUAUUCUUUAGAAUUGCAUUGUAUUCAUUUUUGUUUCUAAAGUAGGCCUAUGACAAUUUUAUAUAUUUUUUUGGUUUUUACAUCUCAAAAUAGGACGCUACCCCUUUAAGACAUAAGUUCCACAAGCGAUAUGGACCUGGCUACAGUAUUUAUAUUUUUUAUUUAACCUUUAUUUAACUACAACAAAUUCUUAUUUACAAUGACGGCCUACCAAAAGGCAAAAUAACUCCUGCGGGGACGGGGGCUGGGAUUAAAAAAUCUAUAAAUAUAUAAAUAUAGGACCAAACACACAUCACAACACUACAUAAAGAGAGACCUAAGACAACAACAUAGCAUGGCAGCAACACAUGACAACACAGCAAGGUAGCAACCCAACAUGAAAACAACAUUGUAGCAACACAACAUGGCAGCAGCACAACAUGGUGGCAGCAGCACAACCUUCAACAGAAUGUGACUGGCAGAACGGGUGUUGUAUGUGGAGGAUGAGGGCUGCAGUAGGUAUCUCAGAUAGGGGGGAGUGAGGCCUAAGAGGGUUUUAUAAAUAAGCAUCAACCAGUGGGUCUUGCGACGGGUAUACAGAGAUGACCAGUUUACAGAGGAGUAUAGAGUGCAGUGAUGUGUCCUAUAAGGAGCGUUGGUGGUAAAUCUGAUGGCCGAAUGGUAAAGAACAUCUAGCCGCUCGAGAGCACCCUUACCUGCCGAUCUAUAAAUUAUGUCUCCGUAAUCUAGCAUGGGUAGGAUGGUCAUCUGAAUCAGGGUUAGUUUGGCAGCUGGGGUGAAAGAGGAGCGAUUACGAUAGAGGAAACCAAGUCUAGAUUUAACCUUAGCCUGCAGCUUUGAUAUGUGCAGAGAGAAGGACAGUGUACCGUCUAGCCGUACUCCCAAGUACUUGUAUGAGGUGACUACCUCAAGCUCUAAACCCUCAGAGGUAGUAAUCACACCGGUGGGGAGAGGGGCAUUCUUCUUACCAAACCACAUUACCUUUGUUUUGGAGGUGUUCAGAACAAGGUUAAGGGCAGAGAAAGCUUGUUGAACACUAAGAAAGCUUUGUUGUAGAGCGUUUAACACAAAAUCCGGUGAGGGGCCAGCUGAGUAUAAAACUGUUUAAUCUGCAUAUAAAUGGAGAGAGAGCUUCCUACUGCCUGAGCUAUAUUGUUGAUGUAAAUUGAGAAGAGCGUGGGGCCUAGGAUCUAGCCUUGGGGUACUCCCUGGGUGACAGGCAGUGGCUGAGACAGCAGAUGUUCUGACUUUAUACACUGCAGUCUUUGAGAGAGGUAGUUAGCAAACCAGGCCAAUGACCCCUCAGAGACACCAAUACUCCUUAGCCGGCCCACAAGAAUGGAAUGUUCUACCGUAUCAAAAGCUUUGGCCAAGUCAAUAGAAAUAGCAGCACAACAUUGCUUAGAAUCAAGGACAAUGGUGACAUUAUUUAGGACCUUUAAGGUUGCAGUGACACAUCCAUAACCUGAGCGAAAACCAGAUUGCAUACCAGAGAGAAUACUAUAGACAUCAAGAAAGCCAGUCAGUUGAUUAUUGACAGGUUUUUCCAACACUUUUGAUAAACAGGGCAAAAUAGAAAUUGGCCUAUAACAGUUAGGAUCAGCUUGAUCUCCCCCUUUAAAUAAAGGAUGAACCGUGGCUGCCUUCCAAGCAAUGGGAACCUCCCCAGAGAGGAGAGACAGGUUAAAAAGGUCAGAGAUAGGCUUGGUGAUGAUAGGGGCAGCAACCUUAAAGAAGAAAGGGUCUAAACCAUCUGACCCUGAUGUUUUUUUGGGGUCAAGUAUAAGGAGCUCCUUUAGCAUCUCGGACUCCGUGACCGCCUGCAGGGAGAAACUUUGUAGCGGGGCAGGGGGAAAAGAGGGAGGAGCAUCGGGGCUAGUCACAUUAGAAGGGGUGGGAGAUGAGGAAAUAUUGGACGGGCAAUGAGGCAUGGCUGAGUCAAAUAGGAAUCCUGACUUAAUGAAGUGGUGAUUAAAGAGCUCAGCCAUGUGCUCUUUGUCAGUAACAACCACAUCAACAUUAAGGGACAUGGGCAGCUGUGAGGAGGAGGGUUUAUUCUCCAGGUCUUUAACCGUUUUCCAGAACAUCUUGGGGUUAGAUCCACAGAGGGAGAACUGCUCCUUAAAGUAACUAACUUUAGCCUUUCGGAUAGCCUGAGUGCACUUAUUUCACAUUUGCCUGAACGAGAGCCAGUCAGCCUGAGUAUGCGUGUGCCGAGCCUUUCGCCAAAUGGAAUUCCUGAGGUGGAGUAACUCUGCCACAUCAUGGUCGGGGCUGAACCUGUUUUUAAUUCUCAGUAGGCUAGCCAAGACUAAUGCUAGGUGUCUUUUAGCAGACUAUCAACAGUAGCCAGCAUAUUGCUAGUAUGUUCACUAUUGAAGGUUUACUUUUGUAAAUAACGUCCCCUAAAAUAAAUAAGCUCAGAGAGUAGAGUGAUGGGUGCUUCAUUUUGCUCUGGACAGCUCACAUGUGCUAUGUGAAGGCAUCAAGUUAUGUACCACUCGAGAAGUUGUGACUUGUGGGAGCGUGGUGUGGUGCUUGAACGAACGACCAAUCAUAUGGCUCAAAUACAGCAAGACUUUUUCGCUUGUUGUCGUCAAUGGUAGACUGCGACACAGCAGGUACACGUUGAACUGGAACGCAGAAAUGCACUGGAAUGUUACUUGGCCGGUCGGACAAGUGACUGACGAGAUCCACUGGCCCAACAGGUGUUUUUACUGGCCCAGGCCAGCUGGCCAUUGUUAAUGUCUGACCUUGCCCAGGGCUAUCAGCACUCCAACAUCCUCAUUCUCCCUCGCUUUUUCUGGGCCCUGAUUUAAAUGGCUUAUAGUAUAUUAGAGAAAGUAAGUAUAUAAACUCUAAUAACCUGCAUUAAUAAGUAUAUACGCGGUAAUAACCUGCAUUAAUAAGUAUAUAUGAGGUAAUAACCUGUAUUAAUAAGUAUAUAAGCUGUAAUAGCUUAUAUUAAUAAGUAUAUAAGCUGUAUUAAUAAGUAUAUUAGCUGAAUUAACCUGUAUUAAUAAGUAAGUAUAUAACCUGUAUUAAUAAGUAUAUAACCUGUAAUAACCUGUAUUAAUAAGUAAGUAUAUAAGCUGUAAUAACCUGUGUUAAUAAGUAAGUAUAUAAGCUGUAAUAACCUGUGUUAAUAAGUAAGUAUAUAAGCUGUAAUAACCUGUGUUAAUAAGUAAGUAUAUAAGCUGUAAUAACCUGUAUUAAGUGUUUUCUAUUCAAUUGUGUAUUCUUUUUUCUCCCUCCUCCUUUUAGUCGGUUACCACGGAAACAGGGCUCGGUGCUGUAUUGUACAACGGGUAUUAUUCUACAGUGGCUCCGCUCCUCCCCGUGAGUGUCUUCCUCUUCAUCAUCCUCCUCCCCUCUCCCAUCCCCAGCUCAUGCUCUCUUUCUUUUCCCAGCUGUUUUUCAUUCUGAAUCUCUCUCUCUCUCCCUGUCAGUCUGCUGUCCACCAUCAGCCACCUGGUUCUAGAUGAGAUUCAUGAGAGGAACCUUCACUCUGACGUUCUGCUCAUCAUCGUUAAGGACCUGCUCCGAGUCCGACAGGACCUCAAGGUCAUCCUCAUGAGUGCCACGCUCAACGCUGAGAAGUUCUCCAAAUACUUUGGUACACAAUGACAAACAGUGGGGAUUCAGUUUGUGUUUUGUCAUAGCAGUAUGUGCAAUGGAGUUUGAAAAUCAGAAAUGGAAAUUGGGAAUUACCAUUGAAUACAGUCAGCAUAUUCCUCACUCUGCUCCUUCCACUCUCUCUCCCUCCACUCUCUCCCUCCCUUCCUGUCUCUCCAGAUAACUGUCCUAUGAUCCACAUCCCGGGGAUGACCUUCCCAGUGCAAGAGUUCCUACUGGAGGAUGUGUUGGAGAUGAUUAGGUGAGAUCCUACCGGAGGAUGUGUUGGAGAUGAUUAGGUGAGAUCCUACUGGAGGAUGUGUUGGAGAUGAUUAGGUGAGAUCCUACUGGAGGAUGUGUUGGAGAUGAUUAGGUGAGAUCCUACUGGAGGAUGUGUUGGAGAUGAUUAGGUGAGAUCCUACUGGAGGAUGUGUUGGAGAUGAUUAGGUGAGAUCCUACUGGAGGAUGUGUUAGAGAUGAUUAGGUGAGAUCCUACUGGAGGAUGUGUUGGAGAUGAUUAGGUGAGAUCCUACUGUACACACUAGGAUAUAUCCACUAGCCUUAAGCCUAAAGGAAUGGGGAAGAUCAGCACCUUCUAAUCCGGUGACCUUAGACUUUGGGCUGAACUAUGUGGUUGUGUGUGUAUGUGUGGUUGUGGUUGUGUGUGUGUGUGUGUGGUUGUAUAUGUGUGUGUGCGCCAGGUACCGUCCCCAGAAGCAGGAGCGGAGGCCCAGGUGGAAGAGGGGUUUCAUGCAGGGUCACAACUCCCGACCAGAGAAGGAGCAGAAAGAGGCAGAGUACAAGGAGAGCUGGCCCUGCUACGCCCGCACCCUCCGAGACAAGUAAGUUACUGAGGGGGACAGGACAAUCUCAUGAUGAAUCUCCAGUUUCUUUAAUAAACAGAUCGAUUCUCUCUGACAUGUCAUGCUGUUAGUUUACUGGACAUCCAUUAUAUUACUCUGAUAGGACAGUGGUUGCGGAGAGGAUUAUCAAAGCUGUCUAACAAAUGAUAUCACUAAUUUAAUAAAUUACUGUUGUCUUUGGUUCUGCAUCAUUGCUGAUAGCAUUACUGUCUCAUUCUUUGAUUGAUUAGUCUUCCUGUUUGUGUCUGUUCCUGUCUGUGAUUGGUGACUCCGCGUGUGUGUCUCAUUGUGAUUGGCAGGUACUCUGACAGCACCAUAGAUGUGUUGGAGAUGAUGGACGAAGAUGAUAAGAUUGACCUGGAGCUCAUUGUGCAGCUGAUCAGACACAUCGUGCUGAGCCAGGAAGUGAGUGUGAACUUUAUCUUGGUGUGGAGUAGAGCCUGACCGAUAUGUUUUUUUGGGUCCGAUUCUGAUUUUUGGGGGUACAAAACAUGCUGAUAUAUCUGCCGGUAUACUGUUUUACACCGGGGAAAUUAAAAUUGUAAUUUUCCCACACUGAAUUCUCAUGUAUUUCCAUCCAAAAGAGCAAUUGUCCAAAACUGCUUCAAAUGUUGAUUUCAUACAUAGUGAUAAUAGUGACAUCAUGAGAAUGGCAGGAAGUGUUCAGAUCAGCAUGAGAUUCCCUGUUUAUAUCCUAUUUAUUGAAUAUUAGUUAUCAGUGUAAUUAUCGACCGAUAUAGCGGUAAAAGGCCAAUAUCGGCCAAUAAUAUUGGUGAACCGAUAUAUCGGUCGGGCUCUAGUGUAGAGCCCCACCAAACUGCUAUUUUGGUGUUGAUAGAGUGAAAUACAACAUAAAACAUAAGUUCAAUCAAUAAUCAAUCCAUAUCUUUGUCCCAUUUGUCAAUUUACAAUAAUAGAACAUAUAUUCACUUGACGAAAAACAGUAUUUUCCCCAUGUAGGACCAUUAUCCAGUAGCAUUGGUUGAUUUUACAUUUUACAUUUUAGUCAUUUGGCAGACGCUCUUAUCCAGAGCGACUUACAGUUAGUGAGUGCAUACAUUUUCAUACUGGCCCCCCGUGGGAAUCGAACCCACAACCCUGGCGUUGCAAGCGCCAUGCUCUACCAACUGAGCUAGCUACACGGGACCUUCGGGUAGCUCAGUUGGGUGGAUAACAUGGAGACUUGAAGAAGGGCUAUGUGGUUGAAACACGAAGAGGAGAGUUUCUCUAUACAGGUUUGGGCCUAGGGGUCCAUUUGAAAUUCAGCAACCCUGUCUCUGUCAGCUACCAUGACUCAGAAGGGAGUCAGCUGGCUGGUUGGCUGUAACAUUGUCAGAGAACUGAGAGGAAAGCAGUAGAUUGGACAUGACAGGGUUCUUAGUGUGGGUCUAGGGGCCGGCUGUCAGGGUUCUGACUGUGGUGAUUGGUUAAUGAGCGAGAGAUUCUAAAAUGCCAUUUUACCAUUUAUAAAAUGGCCAUACAUCUUUUUUUUUUUUUUUGCAGACCAGCAAAGAAAUAAGUUAAAUUGGUUAAAAAGGGGAGGUGCAAAAACGUUAGUUUGCAACCCCUCUUUUAAUUUGCUCCAUGGCAAGGCGGCCAAGUGUAGGAUAAUCACUACUUAACAAAGCCACAAAGACAUAAAGCCUGUCUAUUCCUAAAUUGUCUGUUAUUAAAAUCAGAUUUUAAACCUAACUCUCACCUUAAUCCUAACCUUGACCACACUGCUAACCUUAGCCUAACCCAAAUCUAGGCUACAGAGAAAAGCUGAUUGGCUCUCAGACAACUCGCAAAUAGGAAGAACUUUGCAGCAGGUGUUUCUGGUUAAUAAACAUUGCCAUGCUGGUGGGUGGUAAAAAUGUGCACGUCAUCUCAUAGGAAAAGUCACGUAAGACACACGGAAAUAUCCGAAGUCACACAUUCGGAUUUGGCACUUCAAGACCAAAUAUAUAAUAACAUACUUUGACUAAAACGAUGACUUAUUGAAUUACAUCGUUGCGCAACAUCAUGGGUAAGCUCUGUCCAUCGUCUUUCAGUUCGAAAAAAGUGGAUUUAUACUGUUGUGGGAGUAAAAAAAAAACACACAAAAAAACAACUUCUACAAUGACACCGUCUCAUAAUUUCUUUGGUGGGAAAACAACGGUGCAAAGCAAAAUAAAUAUAUGAACACUCAGUUGUAUCUAUUUCUCCAUGUUUCAUGUUAGUCUGUAUGUCCACAUUUUAAAUGUCCACCAUGUUAGGCUAAAUUAUAGAGAAAAGUAACCAAAUUUCAUUAAUUUUUAUUUGUAUAUAUGUUUGAUAGAGAACACUGUUCAAGUGUUCACCGUUAUGCUAGCUCAAUCUUCCUCACUCACAGAGCUAGGCUGUUAGCAUUAUGCACCAAACAGGUUGGAAAAUGCACCAAAAAAAAGUAAAUGCCUGAGCUCGACCAAUAUGUUUUUUCAAACAUCUUCUUUUUCUGAUGGAAUACAAAAAUAUAUAAUUUUUUUCCCUAAAGUUAUGAGAUCCAAAAGGCACUGGACGGUAGGAAUGACCCAAUCGGCUAUCUUACAGUCUGCGUGUGUCAUGGCGUGUUUCACGUGUCCCUCCUGGGUUUGUGUGGUGGAGGUUUAGGAUUCAUUAGCAUUAAGCAGAGAGCUCUGGGAACAACGGUCUCUGAAGCUGCUCCAUCACAACACUAUCUCAAUUCAGUCAGCUCAGGUAAUGUGAACCCUGCAGCUGCUCCAUCACAUCAGUCAUUCCACCUCAAAAAGCACAAGAAAGAGGAUUUCGACACCCUCCGUCUCAGAUUGUUCUGAAGUCGUUUCUGUAGUUAGAAACAGUUAAGAUUAGCAUUCCUGAAACAUUCGUUUGUUUAAAUAUAAUUUGAUCUGAGAAAUUAAGAUAAUUGAUUUCACCCAAAUUGGUCAUUUUAAUUUAUAGGAUUAAUAUAGUACCUAACAUCCAAUUUGGACCAUAAUUCUUCCUAACAAUGAGUUAGACAUGAGGAAUCCAAUAAAAUGGUCAAAAGCCACCAUCGGAACCCCCACACCUAUGCCAAUCCCACCCCAACAACCAGUAAACACUAUCACUUCUCAAUGUUUGACAAGUAGUAUGAAGUUACGGCUUGGAGUAUUGCUUCUCCAUACUAUGUACACUGUGAAUCUGGUGAUGUUUUUUUCCACCCUGUUCAGAAGAAAUUAAUCACUGAAGUUGCUUGCAUUAUUUACCAUAAAUGAAUGUGAAGGUACCAAGUUUUGCCCACUUGAUGUCGCUGUUCCUGAUUUAUUUGAUCCAUUUUGCUGAUCUCUUGCGUUUAUAAAAUGGAUCACAACAUUUUCUUUGCAACUUUGGGUAGACAACUAAUAGCUUUUGCUCAUUUAAAUGUUUGGGUGGGAUUGGCGUGGGUUGCCCGUGGGUGGCUUUUUACAAUUUUAUUGGAUUCCUCAUGUCUUACUCGUUGUUAGGAAUAAUUAUGGUCCAAAUCCAAGGUUAGGUACUAUAUUUAUUAAAGAUUAUAUGAAUCCUGUAAAUGAAAAUGUCCAAUUUGGCAAUCAAAUUAAAUUAAAUGUCAACAGAAUAAUGUUUCAGGAUAAUCUAAUCUGGUUCUAACUACAGAAAUGACUUCAGAACAAUCUGAGAUGGUGGGUGUCAUGGCUUGAAGAAAUGACAUGGAAUGACCCCCAAUCCUCUCCAGUCAGCUCAGGUACCAGAUUCUGUUCAUGAAUGGCAAAAAGUCCUCUUCAUAAAUCGUAAUAAUGGACUACUUUUCAUGAAUUCAACAGGAUUGUAAUGACAUCGCCCCCAACCCUGAUGCUAAAACGACUACCCAAGAUACAAGCCAACUAAGCUAACUACCUAAUUACUGUACACUUUUAGGCUGCGUUUACACAGGCAGCCCAAUUCUGAUCUUUUGCCCAAUUGUUGGCUGAUCUGAUUGGUCAAAAGACCAAUUAGUGGAAAAAUAUCAGAUUUGUGCUGCCUGUGUAAACGCAGCCUAAGACCACCAUUAAAGCUAAACUAACGCUAACAUGGCCACUAUUCUCCUCUGAAUUGUGUGGAUUGUGGUUAGCUCGGCUUUGUCUCUGUGUGGCUCUGGGUUUUUAGGUGUGAUUUUUGUUCCCUUUUGAGCAAAUUAGGCUUUUAUUCAUUCCAAAACCCCAAAACAGAGGCACUUCUUUUUGUAAUUACCUAAUUUGACUGUGUAGUCAGUGUGAAGAAGGCUUUGUGUGCUUACUCCGAGCAGAGAGAGGCUGGCUUGGCUGAGAUGACAGAAAGUGGGAAUGUUUAUGAAAAUUGUAGAAUUCAGGUUCCUGUUUGUUUGUUCAGGUCAUGUUUGUUUAUUCAGGGCCUGUUUGUUUGUUUGUUUCUGACUGUAAUGGAAAAGCUUUGAUGUGCCUGUUGCCAGAGGGUGUUGAUGUGUUUCUGAGUGUGUGUGUGGAUGUGUGUGUGUUGAUGUGUGUGUGUCCUGUCCUUGUGUUCCAGGAAGGAGCCAUCUUGGUAUUCCUGCCAGGUUGGGACAACAUCAGUGGCCUCAAUGACCUCCUCAUGGCCCAGCAGAUGUUCAAAUCAGGUACACACCUAUCCACACACACACACACACACACACACACACACACAUACCACACACACACACCACACACACUAUCCACCACACAACACACAACACAACACAUCCACACACACACACACACACACACACACACCACACACCACACACACACACACACACACCACACCACACACACCCCACACACACACACACACACACACACCACAACACACACACACACACACACCUAUCCACACACACCACACACACACACACACCACACCUAUCCACACACCACACACACCCACACAACACCACACACACACACACCACACCACCCACAACACCACAUACACACACACACACAUCCACACCACACACACACACACCACACACCUAUCCACACACACACCACCCACACACACACACACCUAUCCACCACCACACACCCCACCACCCACACCACCACCACCCCCACACCACCUAUCCCCACACCCACACACCCCUAUCCCACACACCCACCACACCCACACACACACACACCACACCCACACACCUAUCCACACACACACACACACACACACACACACACCACACACACACACACACAUACACACACACACGCUGUGUGUCUGAACCUUGUCUGACCUUGUGUUUCAGAUGGGUUUGUGAUCAUUCCCCUGCACUCCCUGAUGCCUACUGUCACCCAGACCUCGGUGAGCAUGGUCUCAGAAACACUCCUUUCACCCAGAACAGAACAUUAAUAACCCAGGGAGUGAUGCUGUCUGUUCUGACUGGUCUCCCUCUUCAGGUGUUCAAAAGGCCCCCUCCAGGAGUCAGGAAGAUUGUCAUUGCCACCAAUAUCGCUGAGACCAGGUGUGUGUAUAUUUGUGUAUUUUUGUUAGUGCCUUUUCCCCCAUCCCUUACACUCUGUUAGUGUGUGUGUGUCUAUACUUUUUUUUGUACAGAAGCUUCCUACUAUUAUCACAGACACUGAGUGUUACAUACACUGUGUAUGUAUAGAUAUACACUGCUCAACAAAAUAAAGGGAACACUAAAAUAACACAUCCUAGAUCUGAAUGAAUGAAAUAAUCUUAUUAAAUACUAUUUUCUUUACAUAGUUGAAUGUGCUGACAACAAAAUCACACAAAAAUUAUCAAUGGAAAUCAAAUGUAUCAACCCAUGGAGGUCUGGAUUUGGAGUUACCCUCAAAAUUAAAGUGGAAAACCACACUACAGGCUGAUCCAACUUUGAUGUAAUGUCCUUAAAACAAGUCAAAAUGAGGCUCAAUAGUGUGUGUGGCCUCCACGUGCCUGUAUGACCUCCCUACAACGCCUGGGCAUGCUCCUGAUGAGGUGGCGGAUGGUCUCCUGAGGGAUCUCCUCCCAGACCUGGACUAAAGCAUCCGCCAACUCCUGGACAGUCUGUGGUGCAACGUGGCGUUGGUGGAUGGAGCGAGACAUGAUGUCCCAGAUGUGCUCAAUUGGAUUCAGGUCUGGGGAACGGGCGGGCCAGUCCAUAGCAUCAAUGCCUUCCUCUUGCAGGAACUGCUGACACACUCCAGCCACAUGAGGUCUAGCAUUGCCUUGCAUUAGGAGGAACCCAGGGCCAACCGCACCAGCAUAUGGUCUCACAAGGGGUCUGAGGAUCUCGGUACCUAAUGGCAGACAGGCUACCUCUGGCGAGCACAUGGAGGGCUGUGCGGCCCCCCAAAGAAAUGCCACCCCACACCAUGACUGACCCACCGCCAAACCGGUCAUGCUGGAGGAUGUUGCAGGCAGCAGAACGUUCUCCACGGCGUCUCCAGACUCCGUCACGUCUGUCACAUGUGCUCAGUGUGAACCUGCUUUCAUCUGUGAAGAGCACAGGGCGCCAGUGGCGAAUUUGCCAAUCUUGGUGUUCUCUGGCAAAUGCCAAACGUCCUGCACGGUGUUGGGCUGUAAGCACAACCCCCACCUGUGGACGUCGGGCCCUCAUACCACCCUCAUGGAGUCUGUUUCUGACCGUUUGAGCAGACACAUGCACAUUUGUGGCCUGCUGGAGGUCAUUUUGCAGGGCUCUGGCAGUGCUCCUCCUGCUCCUCCUUGCUCAAAGGCGGAGGUAGCGGUCCUGCUGCUGGGUUGUUGCCCUCCUACGGCCUCCUCCACGUCUCCUGAUGUACUGGCCUGUCUCCUGGUAGCGCCUCCAUGCUCUGGACACUACGCUGACAGACACAGCAAACCUUCUUGCCACAGCUCGCAUUGAUGAGCUGCACUACAUGAGCCACUUGUGUGGGUUGUAGACUCCGUCUCAUGCUACCACUAGAGUGAAAGCACCGCCAGCAUUCAAAAGUGACCAAAACAUCAGCCAGGAAGCGUAGGAACUGAGAAGUGGUCUGUGGUCACCACCUGCUAAACCAGUCCUUUAUUGGGGGUGUCUUGCUAAUUGCCUAUAAUUUCCACCUGUUGUCUAUUCCAUUUGCACAACAGCAUGUGAAAUGUAUUGUCAAUCAGUGUUGCUUCCUAAAUGGACAGUUUGAUUUCACAGAAGUGUGAUUGACUUGGAGUUACAUUGCGUUGUUUAAGUGUUCCCUUUAUUUUUUUGAGCAGUGUAUAUAUACUACCGUUCAAAAGUUUGGGGUCACUUAGAAAUGUCCUUGUUUUCGAAAGAAAAGCAAUUUAUUUGUCCAUUAAAAUAACAUCAAAUUGAUGAGAUACACAGUCGUGGUCAAAAGUUGUGAGAAGACACACGUAUUGGUCUUCACAAAGUUCGCUGCUUCAGUGUUGAGAUAUUUUUGUCAGAUGUUACUAUGGUAUACUGAAGUAUAAUUACAAGCAUUCCAUAAGUGUCAAAGGCUUUUAUUGACAAUUACAUUAAGUUUAUGCAAAGAGUCAAUAUUUGCAGUGUUGACCCUUCUUUUUCAAGACCUCUGCAAUCCGCCCUGGCAGGCUGUCAAUUAACUUCUGGGCCACAUCCUGACUGAUGGCAGCCCAUUCUUGCAUGCUUGGAGUUUGUCAGAAUUUGUGGGUUUUUGUUUGUCCACCCGCCUCUUGAGGAUUGACCACAAGUUCUCAAUAUGAUUAAGUUCUGGGGAGUUUCCUGGCCAUGGACCCAAAAUGUCGAUGUUUUGUUCCCCGAGCCACUUAGUUAUCACUUUUGCCUUACUGGAAAAGGCAUUGGUCGUCACCAAACUGUUAUUGGAUGGUUGGGAGAAGUUGCUCUCGGAGGAUGUGUUGGUACCAUUCUUUAUUCAUGGCUGUGUUCUUAGGCAAAAUUGUGAGUGAACCCACUCCCUUGGCUGAGAAGCAACCCCACACAUGAAUGGUCUCAGGAUGAUUUACUGUUGGCAUGACACAGGACUGAUGGUAGCGCACACCUGGUCUUCUCCAGACUAGGUGUUUUCCGGAUGCCCCAAACAAUCGGAAAGGGGAUUCAUCAGAUAAAAUGACUUUACCCCAGUCCUCAGCAGUCCAAUCCCUGUACCUUUUGCAGAAUAUCAGUCUGUCCCUAAUGUUUUUCCUGGAGAGAAGUGGCUUCUUUGCUGCCCUUCUUGACACCAGGCCAUCCUCCAAAAGUCUUCGCCUCACUGUGCGUGCAGAUGCACUCACACCUGCCUGCUGCCAUUCCUGAGCAAGCUCUGCACUGGUGGUGCCCACGAUCCCGCAGCUGAAUCAACUUUAGGAGACGGUCCUGGCGCUUGCUGGACUUUCUUGGGUGCCCUGACGCCUUCUUCACAACAAUUGAACCUCUCUCCUUGAAGUUCUUGAUGAUCCGAUAAAUGGUUGAUUUAGGUGCAAUCUUACUAGCAGCAAUAUCCUUGCCUGUGAAGCACUUAUUGUGCAAAGCAAUGAUGACGGCACAUGUUUCCUUGCAGGUAACCGUGGUUAACAGAGGAAGAACAAUGAUUUCAAGCACUACCCUCCUUUUAAAGCUUCCAGUCUGUUAUUCUAACUCAAUCAGCAUGACAGAGUGAUCUCCAGCCUUGUCCUCAUCAACACUCUCACCUGUGUUAACGAGAUAAUCACUGACAUGAUGGCAGCUGGUCCUUUUGUGGCAGGGCUGAAAUGCAGUGGAAAUGUUUUUUUAGGAUUAAAGUUCAUUUUCUUGGCAAAGAGGGACUUUGCAAUUAAUUGCAAUUCAUCUGAUCACUCUUCAUGACAUUCUGGAGUAUAUGCAAAUUGCCAUCAUCAAAACUGAGGCAGCAGACUUUGUGAAAAUUAGUAUUUGUGUCAUUCUCAAAACUUUUGACCACGACUGUAGACAUUGUUAAUGUUGUAAAUGGCUAUUGUAGCUGGAAACGGCUGACAUUGACGCCUCACAGGUCCUCAACUGGCAGCUUCAUUAAAUAGUACCCGCAAAACACCAGUCUCAACGUCAACAGUGAGGAGGCGACUCCGGGAUGCUGACGACCUAGGCAGACUUGCAAAGAAAAAGCCAUAUCUCAGACUGCCCAUCUUAAUCUUUUAUUUUUAUUGGCCAGUCUGAGGCUUUUUCUUUGCAACUCCUGCGUAGAAGGUCAGGAUCCUGGAGUCGCCUCUUCACUGUUGACGUUGAGACAGGUGUUUUGCGGGUACUAUUUAAUUAAGCUGCCAGUUGAGGACCUGUGAAGCGUCUGUUUCUCAAACUAGACACUAAUGUAUUUGUCUUCUUGCUCAGUUGUGCACUGGGGCCUCCCACUCCUCUUUCUAUUCUGGUUAGAGCCAGUUUGCGCUGUUCUGUGAAGGGAGUAGUACACAGCGUUGUACGAGAUCUUCAGUUUCUUGGCAAUUUCUCGCAUAGAACAGCCUUCAUUUCUCAGAACAAGAAUAGACUGACGAGUUUCAGAAGAAAGUUAUUUGUUUCUGGCCAUUUUGAGACUGUAAUCGAACCCACAAUUGCUGAUUGUCGAAUAAUAGUGAAGACAUCAAAACUAUGAAAUAACACAUAUAGAUGUCAUGUAGUAACUAAACAAGUGUUAAACAAAUCAAAAUAUAUUUUAUCUUCAAAUAGCCACCCUUUGCCUUGAUGACAGCUUUGCACACUUGGGAUUCUCUCAACCAGCUUCAUCUGGAAUGCUUUUCCAACAGUCUUGAAGGAGUUCCCACAUAUGCUGAGCACUUUUCCUUCACUCUGCGGUCCAACUCAUCCCAAACCAUCUCAAUUGGGUUGAGGUCGGGUGAUUGUGGAGGCCAGGUCAUCUGAUGCAUCACUCCAUCACUCUCCUUCUUGGUAAAAUAGCCCUUGCACAGCCUGGAGGUGUGUUAGGUCAUUGUCCUGUUGAAAAAGAAAUGAUAGUCCCACUAACCAGAUGGGAUGGCGUAUCGCUGUAGAAUGCUGUGGUAGCCAUGCUGGUUAAGUGUGCCUUGAAUUCUAAAUAAAUCACAGACAGUGUCACCAGCAAAGCACCCCCACACCAUAACACCUCCUCCUUCAUGCUUUAUGGUAGGAAAUACACAUGCAGAGAUUAUCCGUUCACCCACACCGCGUCUCACACAGCCACGGCGGUUGGAACCAAAGAUCUCCAAUUUGGACCAAAGGAUACAUUUCCACCUGUCUAAUGUCCAUUGCUCGUGUUUCUUGGCCCAAGCAAGUCUCUUCUUAUUAUUGGUGUCCUUUAGUAGUGGUUUAUUUGCAGCAAUUCGACCAUGAAGGCCUGAUUCACACAGUCUCCUCUGAACAGUUGAUGUUGAGAUGUCUGUUACUUGAACUCUGUGAAGCAUUUAUUUGGGCUGCAAUUUCUGAGGCUGGUAACUAAUGAACUUAUCCGCUGCAGCAGAGGUAACUCUGGGUCUUCCAUUCCUGUGGCGGUCCUCAUGAGAGCCAGUUUCAUCAUAGCGCUUGAUGGUUUUUGCGACUGCACUUGAAGAAACGUUCUAAGUUCUUGAAAUGUUCUGUAUUGACUGACCUUCAUGUCUUAAAGUAAUGAUGGACUGUUGUUUCUCUUUGCUUAUUUGAGCUGUUCUUGCCAUAAUGUGGACUUGGACUUUUACCAAAUAGGGCUGUCUUCUGUAUGCCCCCCCUACCUUGUCCCAACACAACUGAUUGGCUCAAAUGCAUUAAGAAGGAAAUAAAUUCCACAAAUUAACUUUUAACAAGGCACACCUGUUAAUUGAAAUGCAUUCCAGGUGACUACCUCAUGAAGCUGGUUGAGAGAAUGCCAAGAGUCUGCAAAGAUGUCAUCAAGGAAAAGGGUGGCUAUUUGAAGAAUCUCAAAUAUAAAAUAUAUUUUGAUUUGUUUAACACUUUUUUUGAUUACUACAUGAUUCCAUAUGUGAUAUUUCAUAGUUUUGAUGUCUUCACUAUUAUUCUACAAUGUAAAAAUGAAGAAAAACCCUUGAAGGAGUAGGUGUUCUAAAACUUUUGACUGGUAGUGUAUAUAUGUUUUUUUCAUUUGAGUACUCAAAAAAAAUCAUGCGAGUAUUCGAACACUCAAAACAUUUCAAAAGACCAUCCCUAGCCAGGGCGACAGCCUGUUUAAAAAAUGCACUUUUAAUGAAUUCAAGAACAGACGGAACAGAUGAGACAAACAUUACUGACCUCACUCUCUCUCAACAGCAGGAUACAUUUAGACACCAUAUUUAUUUUUACAUGUGUUUCACAGAGUUAGAGAGGGAGCAAGUGUGUGUGUGUGUCUCAUCAAGCUGCCUUGGAUUACUUGGCUGUCUUAAUAAAGUCCCCCCCCCCCCCCCCCCCCACACCCCUCCUCUCUCUUUGUCUCUCUCUUUGUCUCUCUCUCUCUCUCUCUCUCUCUCUCUCUCUCUCUCUCUCUCUCUCUCUCUCUCUCCUCUCUCUCUCUCUCUCUCUCUCUCUCUCUCUCUCUAUCUCUCACUCAGUAUUACCAUAGAUGAUGUGGUGUUUGUGAUAGAUGGGGGAAAGAUUAAGGAGACUCACUUUGACACUCAGAACAACAUCAGCACUAUGACUGCGGAGUGGGUCAGCCUAGCCAACGCCAAACAGAGGAGAGGACGUGCUGGCAGGUCAGUCUCUGAGUGUGUCUCCCCCUCUCUUCUCUCUGUCUGUCUCUCUCCCUCUCUCACCCCUCUGCCUCUCCUAUCUUUCUCCCUCCAUUUGUUUCUGUGUUGAUGAGUGCAGCUUGGUUAACUCUGACUGUCUGCUCCGUAUGGGCCUCAUCAGAGCUAUGUAACAGUGUGUGUUCAGACUGAGCCAGGGCACAGUUAGCGCUCCACUAGUCGUGGCAGCUACAGUGUGACUGUGCUCAAGGCCCAAUUAGCCACUAACACUUUAAUUCAACACUCUGUCAUAAGGGCUACAUUACACUGUCAGAAUAAUCACGUUAGCUAAUGGGGUGUGUGUGUGUGUGUGUGUGUGUGUGUGUGUGUGUGUGUGUGUGUGUGUGUGUGUGUGUGUGUGUGUGUGUGUGUGUGUGUGUGUGUGUGUGUGUGUGUGUGUGUGUGUGUGUGUGUGUGUGUGUGUGUGUGUGUGUGUGUGUGUGUGUGUGUGUGUGUGUGUGUGUGCACGCACGCACGCACGCUGGCAGGGUGUGUCCAGGGAAGUGUUAUCACCUGUAUAAUGGCCUGAGGGCCAGUCUACUAGAUGCCUACCAGCUACCUGAGAUCAUGCGCACGCCACUGGAGGAACUGUGUCUGCAGAUCAAGGUAACGUGUGUGUGUGUGCCUCUGGUGUUAUUUCACAUGCUUGGUAAACAGCAGGUGUAGACUAACAGUGAAAUGCUUACUCACUGGUCCUUUUCCAUCAAUGCAGUUAAAGAGAAAUGUACAAAUAGUGACACGAGGAAUAAAUACACAGUCAAUAACAAUAGUAAAGAUAACAUGGCUAUAUACAGGGAGUAGAAAAUAACUUGGCUAUAUACAGGAAGUAGAAAACAACAUGGCUAUAUACAGGAAGUAGAAAACAACAUGGCAAUAUACAGGAAGUAGAAAACAACAUGGCAAUAUACCGGAAGUAGAGGAUAACAUGGCUAUAUACAGGAAGUAGAAAAUAACAUGGCUAUAUAAAGGGAGUAGAAAACAACAUGGCAAUAUACAAGAAGUAGAGGAUAACAUGGCUAUAUACAGGAAGUAGAAAAUAACAUGGCUAUAUACAGGAAGUAGAAAACAACAUGGCUAUAUACAGGGAGUAGAGAAUAACAUGGCUAUAUACAGGAAGUAGAAAAUAACAUGGCUAUAUACAGGAAGUAGAAAAUAACAUGGCUAUAUACAGGAAGUAGAAAACAACAUGGCUAUAUACAGGGAGUAGAGAAUAACAUGGCUAUAUACAGGAAGUAGAAAAUAACAUGGCUAUAUACAGGAAGUAGAAAAUAACAUGGCUAUAUACAGGAAGUAGAAAAUAACAUGGCUAUAUACAGGAAGUAGAAAAUAACAUGGCUAUAUACAGGGAGUAGAAAAUAACAUGGCUAUAUACAGGAAGUAGAAAAUAUCAUGGCUAUAUACAGGGAGUAGAAAAUAACAUGGCUAUAUACAGGAAGUAGAAAAUAACAUGGCUAUAUACAGGAAGUAGAAAAUAACAUGGCUAUAUACAGGGAGUAGAAAAUAACAUGGCUAUAUACAGGAAGUAGAAAAUAACAUGGCUAUAUACAGGAAGUAGAAAAUAACAUGGCUAUGUACAGGGAGUAGAACAUAUCAUGGCUAUAUACAGGGAGUACCAGUAACGAGUCGAUGUGCAGGGAUACGAGGUCAUUGAGGCAUCUAUGUACAUAUAGGUAGGGGUAAAGUGAAUAGACAACAGUAAAGAUAAUAUAGAUAAACUAUUUUUUAAAUAUUAUAGUCUGCAGCUUGUCUUGGGGUAUUCUAACUCGGGCGAGCAAAAACAGGAGACUUCCUUAACAUCGCUCACCAGCUGUUGUUAACAAAGAGACACACCCCUCCUCCCUUCGUCUUACCCGAGUCUGCCGUCCGGUCUUGACGAUGCAUAGAAAAACCAGCGAGAUGAAUAACAUCCAUGUCCUUGUUCAGCCACAACUCUGAGAAACAUAGGACAUUACAGUUUUUCAGGUCCCGUUGAUAGGAUAGUCUUGAACGGAGCUCAUCCAGUUGGUUCUCCAGUGACUGCACGUUCGUCAGUAGAACAGAGGGCAAUGGCGGUCUUUUUGCUCGUUGAAGUACACAUUUCCAUCCAAAUCAAGGUCAGUGAUCGCUGUUCUGAUGUCCAGAAGCUGAUUUCGGUCAUAUAAACUUUUAAACGCUAUUACACACAAACUUACUCAACAUCUGUUGGUCUCUCUGUCAAUACACAACACUCCCCUCUCACUUCCACCCAUUCCAUCCUGUUGUUGGGGAACAUAAAGGCAGAGUUGGUGUUGUAAUAGCUGGUCUCCCAUUCCCCUAAUGGGAUAACGUGUGUGUGUGUGUGUGUGUUAAUCAGUGUGUUUGGUGCCUAUUACACUAAUCACAUCUUUUAGAGGGAGAACGGCUGUCAACAAGCUGACCUCAGCAGGUACACACACAGACACACACAGACACUAGAGCUGGGGCGAUAAACUUCAAUUAUCGACACCGAUCACUUAUCGCAGGCAUUUUGCUGAUAUGGCACAUUACAAUAAGUAGCCUAUACUAGAGAAAUGUGGAGUUUGAAAUGAAAUAAGUUUGCUAAUAUGGGUGAUUGAUGGUUAAUGGGACAAUUGAUGUCUACAACCAUCAAACUAGUAGUAGUAGUUUUAAAGGAUAAUAAUUAAAAAAAACUGUGGUGCACAUUAAUGUUAUAAACUGUGGUGCACAUUAAUGUUAUAAACUGUGGUGCACAUUAAUGUUAUAAACUGUGGUGCUCAUUAAUGUUAUAAACUGUGGUGCACAUUAAUGUUAUAAACUGUGGUGCACAUUAAUGUUAUAAACUGUGGUGCACAUUAAUGUUAUAAACUGUGGUGCACAUUAAUGUUAUAAACUGUGGUGCACAUUAAUGUUAUAAACUGUGGUGCACAUUAAUGUUAUAAACUGUGGUGCACAUUAAUGUUAUAAACUGUGGUGCACAUUAAUGUUAUAAACUGUGGUGCACAUUAAUGUUAUAAACUGUGGUGCACAUUAAUGUUAUAAACUGUGGUGGACAUUAAUGUUAUAAACUGUUGUGCACAUUUAAUGUUAUAAACAUAUGCUUCUAUUUAUCGUUAUUGCAUCAAUUCAUGCAAUAUAUCGCUAUAUGGAUAAUUGUCCAUAUUGCCCAGCGCUAACACACACACACACACACACACACACACACUAAUGUGCUGGAUCUACAGGGAACGGUGACAUAGUACAAUAGUACAGACUGUAGUAUGUCUGGUAGUGAAGAGUUGACUUACUGCUCUCUGUGUAGAGGUGGAUUUCCUGUUAGGUCUAACAUUUAGACCGGUCUCUUUCCCAUUCGUUUCUGAUCAAGUCAAGCUGUUGACUUUUCCCUAAGUUGCUUUUGAUGUAGUUUGUCUAAUUCUCUCUCCCCGCUCCUUCUAGAUCCUCAAGCUGGGUCCAAUAGCGGAGUUCCUGAGGAAAGCUCUGGACCCUCCUACAGAGGAGGCUAUCACUCUGGCCAUCACACACCUGAUGGACCUCAAUGCCCUGGACCGCUCAGAGGCUCUGACCCCGUUGGGGUUCCACUUGGCCAGGCUGCCUGUAGAGCCUCACAUCGGGAAGCUGAUUCUGUUCGGAGCUCUGCUGGGCUGUCUGGACCCUGUCCUCACUAUCGCUGCCUCUCUCAGCUUUAAGGACCCCUUCUUCAUACCAAUGGUAAUCACACGCACCAACGCAGGCACACACACUCGCACACAUUUAGGUGCUCAAAUCUCUUCCUCUCUCAGGGUAAGGAGAAGGUGGCAGACAUGAGGAGAAGAACUCUGUCCAGAGACUCAAAGAGUGACCACCUCACCAUCAUCUAUGCUUUCACAGUAAGAUCCUCUUUUCCCACCUACAUCAUUAGAGGUCUCGCUCAUAUCUCCCCAAUGGAAUAAUAUCAAUGGUUCAUUCUGUUUAAAGGAUUGCUAACUUGACUGUGUUUAAUCUGUCAGGGCUGGGAGGAAGCUAAGCGACGCGGCUACAAGUUUGAACGAGAGUUCUGCUGGGACAACUUCCUGUCAGCCAAUACACUCCAGGUGAUUCUCAUGGCCCACCAAUCAGAUAUCAAUUUCAAACCACCAUUGGGAUGCAGCCUUCGCUUCAUAUUGAGAAUGAGUCUAUCUAACCUGUGACCUGUCUGUCUGUCUGUAGAUGCUGCACAACAUGAAGGCUCAGUUUGCUGAGCACCUGCUGGGGGCUGGCUUCAUCAGCAGCAAGAACGCCAAAGACCCUGACUCUAACAUCAACUCGGGUGAACUGAUUGGAUGUAUUUUUCUACAAUUUGCUAGUCUCUCUCUCUCUCUCCUCUCUCUGCUCUCUCUCUCUCUCGUUUGCUCGCUCCUCUCUCUCUCUCUCUCGUUCGCUCGCUCCUCUCGUUUGCUCGCUCCUCUCUCUCUCUCUCGUUUGCUCGCUCCUCUCUCUCUCUCUCUCGUUCGCUCGCUCCUCUCUCUCUCUCUCUCGCUCCUCUCCUUGCUCGCUCCUCUCUCUCUCUCUCGUUUCGCUCGCUCUCUCUCUCUCUCUCUCUCUCUCGUUCGCUCGCUCCUCUCUCUCUCCUCGCUCUCUCCUCCCUCUCUCUCUCUUGCUCGCUCCUCUCUCUCCUCUCUGCUCGCUCCUCUCUCUCUCUGCUCGGGGUACUCCUUCUCUCUCUCUCUCUCUAUCUCUCGCUCCUCUCGCUCCUCUCUCUCUCUCUCUCUGCUCGCUCUCUCUCUCCUCUCUCUCGCUCUCUCUCUUCUCUCCUCUCCUCUCUCUCUCCUCUCUCCUCGUUCGCUCGCUCCUCUCUCUCUCGUCUAGCUCCUCUCUCUCUCUCUCUCUCUCUCUCUCUAGCUCCUCUCUCUCUCUAGCUCCUAUCUCUCCUCUCUCUCUCUCUAGCUCCUAUCACUCUUUCCAUGUCUGACUCUCUCUCUCUCUCCCUCAGAGAAUGAGAAGCUGAUCAAGGCUGUGAUAGUGGCAGGUCUCUACCCCAAAGUGGCCAUGAUCAAACCCAGUGGCAGCAAGAAGAGACCGUGAGUCAGCAUGAACUUACAGUAGCACUCACUCCUAUAUAUAUAUAUAUAUAUAUAUAUAUAUAUAUAUAUAUAUAUAUAUAUAUAUAUAUAUAUAUAUAUAUUUAGCACUCACUCAUAUAUAUUUAGCACUCCUAUAUAUAUAUAUAUAUAUUAUAUAUAUAUAUAUAUAUAUAUAUAUAUAUAUACAGUGAGGGAAAAAAGUAUUUGAUCCCCUGCUGAUUUUGUACGUUUGCCCACUGACAAAGACAUGAUCAGUCUAUAAUUUUAAUGGUAGGUUUAUUUGAACAGUGAGAGACAGAAUAACAACAACAAAAUCCAGAAAAACGCAUGUCAAAAAUGUUAUCAAUUGAUUUGCAUUUUAAUGAGGGAAAUAAGUAUUUGACCCCUCUGCAAAACAUGACUUAGUACGGUGGCAAAAUCCUUGUUGGCAAUCACAGAGGUCAGACGUUUCUUGUAGUUGGCCACCAGGUUUACACACAUCUCAGGAGGGAUUUUGUUCCACUCCUCUUUUCAGAUUUUCUCCAAGUCAUUAAGGUUUCGAGGCUGACGUUUGGCAACUCGAACCUACAGCUCCCUCCACAGAUUUUCUAUGGGAUUAAGGUCUGGAGACUGGCUAGGCCACUCCAGGAGUUUAAUGUACUUCUUCUUGAGCCACUCCUUUGUUGCCUUGGCCGUGUGUUUUGGGUCAUUGUCAUGCUGGAAUACCCAUCCACGACCCAUUUUCAAUGCCCUGGCUGAGGGAAGGAGGUUCUCACCCAAGAUUUGACGGUACAUGGCCCCGUUCAUCGUCCCUUUGAUGCGGUGAAGUUGUCCUGUCCCCUUAGCAGAAAAACACCCCCAAAGCAUAAUGUUUCCACCUCCAUGUUUGACAGUGGAGAUGGUGUUCUUGGGGUCAUAGGCAGCAUUCCUCCUCCUCCAAACAUGGCGACUUGAGUUGAUGCCAAAGAGCUCAAUUUUGGUCUCAUCUGACCACAACACUUUCACCCAGUUCUCCUCUGAAUCAUUCAGAUGUUCAUUGGCAAACUUCAGACGGGCAUGUAUAUGUGCUUUCUUGAGCAGGGGGACCUUGCGGGCGCUGCAGGAUUUCAGUACCCCAUACAGACAUGGGUAUGGGGUACACUGUGUUGGUUCGUGGGCUCUGCUUAGCCUCCAAGCAGACUUAUCCAAAGAAACAGUUUGUUACAUUUUAACAUUUACAUUUUAGUCAUUUAGCAGAAGCUCUUAUCCAGAGCGACUUACAGGAGCAAUUACAUUUACAUUUUACAUUUUAGUCAUUUAGCAGACGCUCUUAUCCAGAGCGACUUACAUCCAGAGUGAGUGCAUACAUUAUUAUUAUUUUUAUUUUUUUAUACUGUCCCCCUGUGGGAAUCGAACCCACAACCCUGGCGUUGCAAACGCCAUGCUCUACCAACUGAGCUACAUCCCUGCCGGCCAUUCCCUCCCCUACCCUGGACGACGCUGAGCCAAUUGUGCGCCACCCCAUGGGUCUCCCGGUCACGGCCGGCUACGACAGAGCCUGGAUUCGAACCAGGAUCUCUAGUGGCACAGCUAGCACUGCAAUGCAGUGCCUUAGACCACUGCGCCACUCGGGAGCCCAGGGGUGGCGCACAAUUGGCUAAGCGUCGUGCAGGGUAGGGGAGGGAAUGGCCGGCAGGGAUGUAGCUCAGUUGGUAGAGCAUGGCGUUUGCAACGCCAGGGUUGUGGGUUCGAUUCCCACAGGGGGACAGUAUAAUUUUUUAAAAAUAAUAAUCAUAAUAAUGUAUGCACUCACUAACUGUAAGUCGCUCUGGAUAAGAGCGUCUGCUAAAUGAAUAAAAUGUAAAAUGUAAAUGUUAUUGCUCCUGUAAGUCGCUCUGGAUAAGAGCUUCUGCUAAAUGACUAAAAAUGUAAAUGUAAAUGUAAGAAAGCACAUAUACAGGGUUAAGUGCCUUGCUCAAGGGCACACCGACAGAUUUUUCACCUAGUUGGCUUGGGGAUUAGAACCAGCGACCUUUCGGUUACUGGCACAACGGUUACUGCCCUUCUUGAGCAGGGGGACCUUGCGGGCGCUGCAGGAUUUCAGUCCUUCACGGCGUAGUGUGUUACCAAUUGUUUUCUUGGUGACUAUGGUCCCAGCUGCCUUGAGAUCAUUGACAAGAUCCUCCCAUGUAGUUCUGGGCUGAUUCCUCACCGUUCUCAUGAUCAUUGCAUGGAGCCCUAGGCCGAGGGAGAUUGACAGUUAUUUUGUGUUUCUUCCAUUUGCGAAUAAUCGCACCAACUGUUUUCACCUUCUCACCAAGCUGCUCGGCGAUGGUCUUGUAGCCCAUUCCAGCCUUGUGUAGGUCUACAAUCUUGUCCCUGACAUCCUUGGAGAGCACUUUGGUCUUGGCCAUGGUGGAGAGUUUGGAAUCUGAUUGAUGGAUUGCUUCUGUGGACAGGUGUCUUUUAUACAGGUAACAAGCUGAGGUUAGGAGCACUCCCUUUAAGAGUGUGCUCCUAAUCUCAGCUCUUUACCUGUAUAAAAGACACCUGGGAGCCAGAAAUCUUUCUGAUUGAGAGGGGGUCAAAUUCUUAUUUCCCUCAUUAAAAUGCUAAUCAAUUUAUAACAUUUUUUACAUGCAUUUUUUUUUUUUUUGUUAUUCUGUCUCUCACUGUUCAAAUAAACCUACCAUUAACAUUAUAGACUGAUCAUUUCUUCGUCAGUGGGCAAACGUACAAAAUCAGCAGGGGAUCAAAUACUUUUUUUCCUCACUGUAUAUAGCACUCACUCAUACAGUAUAUAGCACUCACUCCUAUCUAUCUAUCUAUCUAUAUAUAUAUAUAUACACACACACACACAUACACACAUACAUAUACAGUUGAAGUCGGAAGUUUACAUACAUCUUAGCCAAAUACAUUUAAACUCAGUUUUUCACAAUUCCUGACAUUUAAUCCUAGUAAAAAUUCCCUGUUUUAGGUCAGUUAGAAUCAACACUUAAUUUUAAGAAUGUGAAAUGUCAGAAUAAUAGUAGAGAGAAUUAUUUCUUUCAGCUUUUAUUUCUUUUAUCACAUUCCCAAUGGGUCAGAAGUGUACAUACACUUAAUUAGUAUUUGGUAGCAUUGCCUUUAAAUUGUUUAACUUGGGUCAAACAUUUUGGGUAGCCUUCCACAAGCUUCCCACAGUAAGUUGGGUGAAUUUUGGCCCAUUCCUCCUGACAGAGCUGGUGUAACUGAGUCAGGUUGUAGGCCUCCUUGCUCGCACACGCUUUUUCAGUUCUGCCCACACAUUCUCUAUAGGAUUGAGGUCAGGGCUUUGUGAUGGCCACUCCAAUUCCUUGACUUUGUUGUCCUUAAGCCAUUUUGCCACAACUUUGGAAGUAUGCUUGGGGUCAUUGUCCAUUUGGAAGAUCCAUUUGCGGCCAAGCUUUAACUUCCUGACUGAUGUCUUGAGAUGUUGCUUCAAUAUAUCCACAUAAUUUUCCUUCCUCAUGAUGCCAUGUAUUUUGUGAAGUGCACCAGUCCCUCCUGCAGCAAAGCACCCCCACAGCAUGAUGCUGCCACCCCCGUGCUUCACAGUUGGGAUGGUGUUCUUCGGCUUGCAAGACACCCCGUUUUUCCUCCAAACAUAACGAUGGUCAUUAUGCCAAACAGUUCUAUUUUUGUUUCAUCAGACAUUUACAUUUACGUCAUUUAGCAGACGCUCUUAUCCAGAGCGACUUACAAAUUGGUGCAUUCACCUUAUAGCCAGUGGGAUAACCACUUUACAAUAUGUUUAUUUAUUUUUUUGUGGGGUAAGGGGGGGGUAGAAGGAUUACAUUAUCCUAUCCCAGGUAUUCCUUAAAGAGGUGGGGUUUCAAGUGUCUCCGGAAGGUGGUGAGUGACUCCGCUGUCCUGGCGUCGUGAGGGAGCUUGUUGCACCAUUGGGGUGCCAGAGCAGCGAACAGUUUUGACGGGGCUGAGCGGGAACUGUGCUUCCGCAGAGGUAGGGGGGCCAGCAGGCCAGAGGUGGAUGAACGCAAUGCCCUCGUUUGGGUGUAGGGACUGUUCAUGCCUGAAGGUACGGAGGUGCCGUUCCCCUCACAGCUCCAUAGGCAAGCACCAUGGUAUUGUAGCAGAUGCGAGCUUCAACUGGAAGCCAGUGGAGUGUGCGGAGGAGCGGGGUGACGUGAGAGAACUUGGGAAGGUUGAACACACGAGUUGUAGGGGUUUAAUGGCACAGGCAGGGAGCCCAGCCAAAAGCGAGUUGCAGUAAUCCAGACGGGAGAUGACAAGUGCCUGGAUUAGGACCUGUGCCGCUUCCUGUGUAAGGCAGGGUCGUACUCUCCGAAUGUUGUAGAGCAUGAACCUACAGGAUCGGGUCACCGCCUUGAUGUUAGCGGAGAACGACAGGGUGUUGUCCAGGGUCACUUCAAGGCUCUUUGCAUUCUGGGAGGAGGACACAAUGGAGUUGUCAAUCGUGAUGGCGAGAUCAUGGAACGGGCAGUCCUUCCCCGGGAUGAAGAGCAGCUCCGUCUUGCCGAGGUUCAGCAUUGAGGUGGUGAUCCGUCAUCCACACUGAUAUGUCUGCCAGACAUGCAGAGAUGCGAUUCGCCACCUGGUUAUCAGAAGGGGGAAAGGAGAAGAUUUAGUUGUGUGUCGUCUGCGUAGCAAUGAUAAGAGAGGCCAUGUGAAGAUAUGACAGAGCCAAGUGACUUGGUUUAUAGCGAGAAUAGGAGAGGGCCUAGAACUGAGCCCUGGGGGACACCAGUGGUGAGAGCACGUGGUGCGGAGACAGAUUCUCGCCACGCCACCUGGUAGGAGCGACCUGUAACAGGUCUCCAAAAGGUAUGAUCUUUGUCCCCAUGUGCAGUUGCAAACCGUAGUCUGGCUUUUUUUAUGGCGGUUUUGGAGCAGUGGCUUCUUCCUUGCUGAGCGGCCUUUCAGGUUAUGUCGAUAUAGGACUCGUUUUACUGUGGAUAUAGAUACUGUGGUACCUGUUUCCUCCAGCAUCUUCACAAGGUCCUUUGCUGUUGUUCUUGGAUUGAUUUGCACUUUUCGCACCAAAGUACGUUCAUCUCCAGGAGACAGAACGCGUCUCCUUCCUGAGCGGUAUGACGGCUGCGUGGUCCCAUGGUGUUUAUACUUGCGUACUAUUGUUUGUACAGAUGAACGUGGUACCUUCAGGCUUUUGGAAAUUGCUCCCAAGGAUGAACCAGACUUGUGGAGGUCUACUAUUUUUUUCUGAGGUCUUGGCUAAUUUCUUUUGAUUUUCCCAUGAUGUCAAGCAAAGAGGCACUGAGUUUGAAGGUAGGCCUUGAAAUACAUCCACAGGUACACCUCCAAUUGACUCAAAUUUUCUGGAACUUUCCAAGCUGUUUAAAGGCACAGUCAACUUAGUGUAUGUAAACUUCUGACCCACUGGAAUUGUGAUACAGUGAAUUAUAAGUGAAAUAAUCUGUCUGUAAACAAUUGUUGGAAAAAUUACUUGUGUCAUGCACAAAGUAGAUGUCCUAACCGACUUGCCAAAACUAUAGUUUUUUUAAAAUAAAUUUGUGGAGUGGUUGAAAAAUGAGUUUUAAUAACUGCAACCUACAUGUAUGUAAACUUCUGACUUCAACUUUAGCACUCACUCAUACAGUAUAUAGCACUCACUCGUAUAUAUCACUCACUCCUAUAUAGCACUCACAUAUAACACCCAUUAGCUAUAACACCCAUUAGCUACCAGGGACAAGUGCUGAACGAUUAACCAAAAUGUCGGUUAUUUUUUUAUUUUUAAACCACUAAUUGGCCGACGUCGGUUCAGUUAUUUGAAUUCCAUUUGGUUCUGUUUUUAUCGGUGAGCUCAAUGUGCCCAUCGCACAGUUUCUCUAGAGAUCAAUCAGACCCAGCCUGAAUUGUGCGAUGUAGUAGGGAGCUGUAGUUUACAACAGGCCGAUAUUCGACACAUCUACUUGUCCAGUCUGUAUUUAUUUUUACAACUGCUACUACGGAAGAGGGAAGAGUGCGCGAUCAUGAGCGAAUAUAGAGAGCAGCUGUUGCUUAAUGAGGUAUUUCUACCUGAAAAUACAUGAUCUAAGUGAUUGGUAGUUGGUAUUCAGCUGUCAUAAAAGUACUAUAUGCCUCAUUUACUUUGAAGAACUACUAAAAUCGUGAUUUAGUCAGACACCACAGGCUGCAGCUCUAUAGAGAUGAGAUGAUGACUUGGAAUGAAAUAAUAAAGUCAUCAAAUAAAACUAAUGUAAUAUACACAACACUGAAUAUUUUAUUAAAGUAAUGUGAAUAAAUGAAUGUUAAUUAAGCAAUAAGGCCCGAGGGGGUAUGGCCAAUAUACCAUAGCUAAGGGAUGUUCUUAAGCACGACGCAACACAGAGAGCCUUUAAUGUUUAAAAAAAUUAUCGAAACCGAAAACCGUGGUAAUUUUUUAAUAAUCGAACCAAAACGACCUCAAAAAACACUAAUCGCUCAGCACUAGUACAGACAGACACUGGCAGUGACAAGAGGACACCCCAGAUUCUGCAGAGGAAGUGAAAUUCACUCAGACCUGAAAAGUACUCUUUGUCAACUUCCUAUUGAUUUGUACCUGAGAAGAUCCCCAGCCCACAAUGGAUGGCAGACCAUAUGCCCAAAACCCAGCCAGCCAGCCAGACAGAUGCAUCAAUAACUCAUCAUCACACUUAGCAGACAGCUGCGAAAUAGACCUACGAUCAAGCCUUGAGGCAGUGCACUGAUAGUUAGUUGUAUUUAGAUUAAAACUUUAGCCAAAGAUCAAUAGUCAUAAAACGUUAUUCUGUAGCUACGGACAAUACCACACACACCCACACACACACACAGUAAUACACCCCCCUCCCCCCUCUCUUCUCUCCAGGGUAAGGGUGUAUACUAAAACUGAUGGGAAGGUGUGUAUCCACCCCCCUCCCCCCUCUCUUCUCUCCAGGGUGAGGGUGUAUACUAAAACUGAUGGGAAGGUGUGUAUCCACCCCAAGUCAGUGAAUGCUGAAGAGACCCAGUUUAACUACACAUGGCUCAUCUAUCACCUCAAGAUGAGGACCAGCAGUGUGAGUAUACGGUACAGCACACACACACAGCACUGUUGGACCAUUUAACCUUACAGAGAUGGUUCACUCCAAAAAUCAGUUUUCUCAGAACUUUUCUUUCCUAUCGCAGAAUAAUGAGUACCAAUCUUUUGAUUAUGCGUGCUCCCGAUGCAUUUAGUAGGAUACACCAGAGGGUGAGGGAUGUUGUGAGUUCCAGCCAGAGCGGAGUGUUGUUUGUGACUGUUUCACUGAGUGGGGGGGGGGGGGGGUAAAGGUUAACUCUGGUGCCAUUUUUAGACAUUAUUAAUAUUUGAUUUAAACCAGUGCCUUUCAACUCCCUCCCAAAGGCCCUGGCACAUCAAAGCUCGCAGACAGUACCAGGGAAGAGGAACAGUCACAACAGUCUGUCCUCUUUCUACCCUGCCGCACUGAAUGUUAUCAGUUAGAGCAGAGAAGGGCUACUGGCGGCGGAAAUGUCGAAUCCUACUACACCGGCUCUGACGCUCGUCGGAUGUGGCAGGGCUUGCAAACUAUCACGGAUUACAAAGGGAAACCCAGCCAGUGAUGCGAGCGUACCAGACGAGCUAAAUACCGUCUAUGCUCGCUUCGAGGCUAGCAACACUGAACCAUGCAUGAGAGCAAUUCAUAUACCGCCCUAACAGAUACACAGAUGACGCAAUCUAUAUUGCACUCCACACUGCCCUUUCCCACCUGGACAAAAGGAAUACCUAUGUGAGAAUGCUAUUCAUUGACUACAGCUCAGCGUUCAACACCAUAAUGCCCUGCAAGCUCAUCACUAAGCUAAGGACCUUGGGACUGAACACCUCCCUCUGCAACUGGAUCCUGGACUUCCUGACGGGCCGCCCCCAGGUGGUAAGGGUAGGCAACAACACAUCCGCCACUGUGACCCUCAACACGGGGGCCCCUCAGGGGUGCGUGCUUAAUCCCCUCCUGUAAUCCCUGUUCACCCACGACUCCUUGGCGCAUUACGCAUUACGUUUGCUGACGGCACAACGGUGGUAGGCCUGAUCACCGACAACGAUGAGACAGCCUAUAGGGAGGAGGUCCGAGACCUGGCAGUGCUGAUCGUGGACUACAGCAAAUGACGGGGCUGUAGUAGAGACGGUCAAGAGCAUCCGACCGUAAGGCACUACAGAGGGUAGUGCGUACGACCCAGUACAUCACUGGGGCCGAGCUCCCUGCUACCCAGGACCUCUAUACCAGGCGGUGUCAGAGGAAGGCCCUAAAAAUUGUCAAAGACUCCAGCCACCCAAGUCAUAGACUGUUCUCUCUGCUACCGCAUGGUAUCUUAGUUAGUCCGGGUAGCUAUUGGUUAACUAUUUAACUAUCUGCAUUUACCCUCUUUGCACUAACUAUUUUGACCCAUCACAUACACUGCUGUUACUGUUUAUUAUCUAUCCUGUUGUCUAGUCACUUUAUCCCUACCUAUAUAUACAUAUCUACCUCAAUUACCUCGUACCUCUGCACAUCGACUUGGUACUGGUACUCCGUGUAUAAAGCCAAGUUAUCGUUCCUCAUUGUGGAUUUAUUCCUCGUGUUAUUAUGUUCUAUUAUUUCUCUUUUUACCUCUCUGUAUUGUUGGGAACGGCCCGUAAUAAAGUAUUUCACUGUUAGUCUACACCUGUUGUUUACCAACCAUGUGACAAAUAAUAUUUGAUUUGUGCCCAGAUCUUCCUGUAUGUGUGUGUGUGUGUUAAUGCUGUGUCGCUGUCUGUCUCCAGAUCUUCCUGUACGACUGUACGGAGGUAUCUCCGUUCUCCCUGCUGUUCUUCGGAGGUGACGUCACCAUCCAGAUGGAUCAGGACCAGGAGACCAUCGCUGUGGAUGACUGGAUCGUCUUCCAGUCCCCCGCACGCAUCGCUCACCUCGUCAAGGUACACGAACACACACACACACAAACACGCAAACAAACACACACACCUGACCGUUUUCCUUAUCCGCCUCACCUUGUAGAAUCUGAAGAAGGAGCUGGACUCUCUAUUGGAAGAGAAGAUCCGAAGCCCCGCCCCUGUGGACUGGAGCGACCGCCAAUCCAAAGACUGUGCUGUCAUCACAGCCAUCAUAGACCUCAUCACCACCCAGGAGAGGCCCAAUGUUAACGCGGCUAACACUAGUUGGAGGAACACUGCCCCUAGAGGACGUCGCCAGUAUUACAGCAAUGAUGAUGAUGAGUACUAAAGAUGGUGCAUCUCUUCUCAACCCAGAGAAAAGAGAGAGAGAUGGAAAGAGGUCUCAACUUUGUAUCUCUGAAAUAAUGGCGUCUAUCUCCAUUUGAACGUAAAUGUUCUUCUUUUUGUGUUUGAAUAAAGUGUCAAGCUAAUGUCGGUGAUUUACCGCCACUUGCAGUGCUGGAGUCUUAAACUAAAUAUUGUGUAUCAUUCAUUUGUGGCCACUAGAUGGUGGCGAUAUAGCUUAACGCCAUUUAACAACUAGGCAAACCAAUUUGAAGAAGACAAUGCUCUCUGGUCGUUGGCUGAUGACUCCCAUAGGAAUCCACACCCAGUUGGCUACUAUAAAAUGGUAGAAGCCCUCAAUGGCAAUGUUCAUGCGAAAAUGUGUUUCCAAGUAGAGAUCUCUAUGUCUUAGGCACAUUUACACAUUUCCAUUAGAUUGGAAUCCUCCCAUGUACAGUCAGGAUGGUGUGUGAAGAAAUCAAGGACUGGUCUGAACGCUGUCCCCAAACGCCAACCAUUUUAAUUUAAUUCUAUAAGCCAACUGGAAAAGGCUGAGCAGUGGCUGACAAUGUAUUUUUGCAGUAUUGCAUUUGUUAUGAACAAUGUUAUGUAAAAGUAAAUUGUACUGAAUGCUGUUUUGUUGAUAUUGCUUGACAUUCUCACAUUGUCAAAUGGCCUACUUGGCUUACAUUCUUAUGUUGUAAUAUUCACAUUGUUUUCUUUUCAGUUUUUGUUCAAUUUGUUCAAAUAUUAAUCUUUCUCCCUAAAGCUGAACCAUUAAAGCUGACCUUAUUGCA
This is a messenger RNA of Coregonus sp. 'balchen', 44363 nucleotides long. NCBI's taxonomy places the organism in Eukaryota, Metazoa, Chordata, Actinopteri, Salmoniformes, Salmonidae. The record is from the annotation of a GenBank genome assembly.